AUGGUGAAACUGUGCAAAGUAUGUUUACGAAAGCGGGACGCAUAUUAUAGUACAUUUGCUGCUGCCAUCAACAAUUCUUAUCGAUUGCGACAUGCGCUGAUCGACCCGACCUUUGAUGUAGCUUCUCGAAGGAGUCGGCGUAAGGGCCGAGCUGGCCAGAAAUCUUUGGGUGCCACAGCUCAAGCUGCGACAAAUACUCAGCAAAAUCCAAGCAAACCGAAGAAGAAUUACAUCAUUUGCAAGAUUGUUUUACCCGAUGCAUCCGAUUUAACGAUCGAAUUGCCAAAAAAAGCUCUGGGGUCGGAACUUCUUGAUCAAGUGUAUUAUUCCCUGGACCUCAUCGAGAAGGAUUAUUUUGGCUUGCAGUUCACUGAUGCAAUGAAUGUUCAACAUUGGUUGGACCCAACGAAGCCCGUCAAGAAACAAGUGAAAAUUGGGCCGCCGUUCACGCUGAGACUGAAAGUGAAGUUUUAUUCAUCAGAACCGAACUUGCUGCGGGAAGAAUUGACUCGGUACCAGUUCUUCUUGCAAAUCAAAUACGAUAUUCUCUCCGGGAAGAUGGACGUACCAUACGAAACCAUGAUCGAAUUGGCAGCUUACGAUUUGCAGUCUGAACUAGGAGAUCACGAAGAGGGGAUUCAUACACCAGCCUUCGUGUCUGAAUUUCAUUUCGUCCCGAACCAGACUGAACAAAUGGAAAUUGACAUUUUGGAAGCUUUCAAGAAGUGCAAGGGUCAGACGCCAGCGCAGGCUGAAGCGAACUAUCUGAACAAGGUGAAAUGGAUCGAAUCGUACGGGGUUGAUAUGCACACAGUUCUGGGAAAAGACGGCUGUGAGUAUUCGCUCGGUCUGACUCCAACAGGAAUCCUAGUUUACGAAGGAGAACAAAAAAUCGGGCUGUUUUUCUGGCCGAAAAUCACUCGAUUGGAUUUUAAACGCCGAAAGCUGUCUCUUGUUGUAGUCGAAGAUGACGAUGAAGGCGGUGAACGUGAACACACAUUCGUUUUCAGGUUGCAUAACCACAAAGCUUGCAAACAUUUGUGGAAAUGUGCCGUGGAACACCACGCCUUUUUCCGGCUUAAAGGACCUGUGAAAGGUCCCAAUGCUAGGCAAAAUUUCUUCAGAAUGGGAUCACGGUUCCGCUACAGCGGGAAGACGGAGUUCCAAACGACGCAAUUGCAACGAACUAGACGAACGGUCCACUUUGAAAGACGACCGAGUCAACGUUUUGCUCGACGCCAGAGCCACGUUUUGCGUGAACGCCGCGUUCCAACAUCCGCAGCCGAUCAAAUGAAGACCUCAGAUACUCCCCAGACCGCGGAUUUGAUGGACACAUCGAUUGACGAUUCGCAGUCCGCGAUCGUUGCUGACGGCUCUGCCGAAGAACGUCUGGACCAUCUCAUAAAAUCCCUCCAGAUCAAGGAGAAAAGCGACGGAACGGCUGAUAAUUCGGCCAUCCCGGAAAUACCUGGCUCACCGAAGAAGAACGAGAAAGAUCAGAAAGAAGUUUCUACGAAAACAAGCGGUUCAAAAGCCGUCAGCAACAAGGUUUUAGCUAAGGAUAUACCGGCGUUGACUGUUGUUUUGCCCAAUAAUCAACGGACUGAUGGAGCGAAGCCACGACCUUUGCCUACAGAUCAGAUCAAAUGCAACAUUCUGAAAGCCAAGAUCGAGGAUGAACUGAGGAGCAAAAGUCCGGUGGGCGCUGAAGCUACCAGUACGACGAAAUAUGUUGUGAAUGGAACCAAUUCAUCCCACGAUAGUCUUCCGAGGAUGAAAUGUGAUAGCUACGUUGGAAAUGCUGGCCCGCGAGGUGUUCCUGUCUCGUCGAAGGUCAAAGUGACCAGUGAUAAUGUUGCUACAGGCAAUGCAGCAUCUGGAAUGGAUUCGACAGCCACGUUUGUUUCUGUGGGUGGAGAUAAGUUGACGUUGCACUUGCCUGGCGCGAGCGAUGCGAACUCUUCAAGUCUCAAGAGGGCCCCGCUAAUAGCCGAUGCUGCAGCCUCCCUGGAAGACUUGGAAUCUGGUGACGAUAUUGUCAGAGCACCAGCAAAGUCUAAGAUAAAGAAACAGAAACGAGCCCGCUCGAGGCAGGCUGCUAAGGCGGAUGAAGAAGAUCUGAAUCAGAUGAAGGAUGACCGCGUCGAAGGCGACACUGCAUCCGCCAAUUCAAACAGUGGCUACAACCCUUUUGUUCCGCACGAUAAGAAUCCAUUCAGGCAACCGGCCUCAGCUUCUGCUUUGUCGAUUGAGACGAACGUGGACGCUCUGCUCCAGAGCUUGAUUUCAAAUCCGUUUUCGAGUGGGGCAACAUCUCCGAAGAAGACGAAACCGGUCCCCCCACCUAGAUCUUCCUCGCCAGGUUGUUCUUUGCAUCACCGCGGUGGCGGAAUGCAUUCCCCAUCUGCCACGACGACACUGUCUCUGCCGAAAGUGUCACCCGGACGGCAAAACGAUUCCAAGGACACUUCCUAUUGUUCCGCGAGCUCUGUGAGUUCGAGCAGUCCGGGAUCUUCGGCCCACAGUUCCGCAAGUUCUGGACGCGCCGGUAGCGAAGGUCAUCACGCUUCUGUUUCGACCAACUCGACGUCGGUAGUGGAUGGCACGACUGCGACUAUGACCACAGCGUCGUCCUCGAGCGUAUCUCCAUGGCACGUUUCCGAUGCUCCUACAAUCCGCCGUACGAUCAUCACAGAACUAUGAGACUCUUCGUUUGAAGCAGAACAUCCCUUAUAACCGGACCCGCGGGAACAAGUGAGUGGGUCUGAGGAUAAAGGCCAUCGAUGUGAAAAAAUGAUGUGCUUGAGGCUAGAACAAUUCGCGGAAGACGUGAUUGCUGCAGUGAUUCUUAGAAUAUUUCAAAGGUUGAAUUUCCCUGCUCUUGAACGUUUAACGAGAAGCGAGCAUCACAUUCACUCAACAGUGAAGAUAGAAACUUUAAUUUAUUAAAAUAUUUAAAGUGGUUCACUUACCCAGUAAGGAUUUGGAUCAUGGCGCCUACGCACUUUCGAUUGUGACUUGCCUGUGAUCUUGUCUGUUCAUGUGUCUGGGCUAAGUUUCUGGCGGAUUUCCGGCAAAGCAUGUUUUUGUCGUGUGAUAGCAUUUGAAGGGAAGAAUGAUUCGAGCUGAGAAACGUAUCGAUCAUUCAGGGUUACGGUUGUAUCUCUCGGAAGAUUGUUAUAUUUUCGUCAUUUUUUCGCCUGUAACUUUCCCAAACUGCUUUUAGCGAUUUGUUCCUUAUCGUAGUUCGCGUGUGGUUUCCUUUUUGUUAACGGUGAUGCAUUCCUCCUACUGAGAAGUCGGAAAAAUCUGAAAGCGCUGUAUUUUCUGACCCUCGCGUGCGUUUGAGUAGUGAAAAAGCUGAGUGUGAAUUUGUUUGUUCUUGGUUCGUCCAACGUAACGAGUUUCGCGAGAGUUCUCCAGCUGUUUUGCGCAACUGCAGGCAUUCCUUGGCAACUGUGGCCGUCCGAGACGUGAGUCCAUUUUAUCGGAGCAUUCCUUGCGUUUUCGCCGCCGCACGAAUCAUUUCCGUCCAUAGUCGGUUGUUCGCCUCUCUGCGAGCCUCCAGCCAUUUUUCGAGGAGCUGCUAUUCGAGUGCGAAUUUCCGGCGUUGGAUUCCCCUCUUGCCUAUUUUUCUAUAUUGGAGUGGGUCGAAUGCCCUGAAGUAUAUUUAUAUGCGCAUAUUUAAUUCAAUGUUUUCGCGCAGCUGAGAGACGAGCAUUAUUUAUUGAUCGCUCUUGCCAUCACGGAAUCUGCUUCGCGUGAUUUCCUUGAGGAAUCUUUUAAUGGCUGUCAGAAAUUCUUUCCUCGGGAGCUCAGUAUUAUGAACGUUAGUUUGGGGGAAAAUACGGUGCUUAUGAGCACUCUUCUUGCGAAAAAAAUAGCAUCUAGAGAUCGUUUGGGGAAAGAGCGAAAGGGAUCAAUCCGUUUAUUUUUAGAGCUUAAAUCUUGCGAAGCAUCGAUUCAAUCGAGUGCAAGUUGCAUGGAUAUUUUUCGAGUCUCUCGUCUUUUCGUCCGCAGAGUUUGUACCUAUUGUCCAGAAUAAAUGAGGGUGGAGUAGGGGUUUAAAGCUGAAGUGUUUGACGAGAUUAUGUACUUAGGGUGCUUCCGGGAAAAUUUCCUGCGGAUUUCAUUUUCCGAAGGCUGUCGCGUAGAGCAGCGUUGAUCCACCUAUUUUUUUCUUGAGAUGGAAACUGCGGGAUGAGAAGAAAUUCGCGAGCUGGACCUUUUUAUGUAGGUGUAGCCCGCUGACGCGGACGAAAGAUUUUAAUGAUGUUGAUAACGUGUAAUUUUUUUUUUGCUUGUUACAUGUUGAUUCCGGUAACAGUUUUACUAACCCGAGACUCCGAUGCCUCUCCCCCGCGAAGAACCGCCGGUCUGUGAUGUAAAUUAAUUGCCGAUAAAAGCCUGGUUAUAGCAUCAGUCUCGGACGGAAAUUGUUGAUAUUGUUUUUAUGCUGAAUAGUCACGUUGGACGGCGGGAGGUAUCGAGAGGCUGGCGGUGUAUGAAAACAUGGGACAAUUUGAACAGUGCAGGAUUUUUUUUCCUUUUUUUCGUGCUUUACGACUGCAUCCGCCUUCGACGUGCCAUUCGGGAUGUUAUUUUUUUUAGCUGUUGUACGAGUUCGUUUUAUUCGUCGACUUCGUGUCAUCGAACCCUCUUGAUGGUGCGUUGUACUCGGAAGUGUCCCGCGUUGUAACCAUUGCAUCGUUUGUGGAUUGUUCUUUGUGUGAAACUUCUCGGCUACAAAAUACAUCUCCGAAUUUUUUUCGUUCACGCCUCCGGCCUUCCA
Messenger RNA from Notodromas monacha, 4792 nucleotides. Lineage: Eukaryota; Metazoa; Arthropoda; Ostracoda; Podocopida; Cyprididae. The record is from the annotation of a GenBank genome assembly.